ACAGUACCUGACCUGGCGUGGUUGGGCGGCCCAGCCGCGCAGAAGUGUGGGAGGCGGCCGCAGUGCGAUGGAGCAUUGCACCAAGCGCAGGCUCACUCACAUCGCUAUCGGAUUACUCUUUCUCUUCAGCGGCAUCGAGUACGCGGUAAUACUUCCAACCAUCUGGGCAUAUCUUCAGACACUUCAGGCUGAACCUUACUUUCUGGGUUUGGGAUUAUCUGCAUUCAGUUUUAGUGGUCUAAUUGCAGACCCCAUUCUUGGUCAUUUAUCAGACAGAUCACGAAGGACUAAAGCAAUCAUAUUAUUUGCUAAUUUAUUUGAGAUUGCAGGCAAUUUUAUGUACUUCAUUGGAUAUUCAAAAUGGCUGUUACUUGGCAGUCGGCUUGUUGCAGGUGUUGGGACUGGUGCUGGUGCAUGCAUUUUUGGAUAUCUUACUCGUUCCACAACAACAGAGGAACGGGCUACAGUGUUUGCAGUCAUUAUGGCUGCAAGACAGGCUGGGUUGUUGAUUGGACCAGGAUUUAAUCUAUUCCUGAGACUUUGCAACUUCAACCUUGGGCCAUUUAAAGUCAAUAAAUACACUUCACCGGGGCUUUUCAUGUGUUUCAUGUGGACUAUUCUUCAAGUGGUUAUUAUCUUUAUGUAUUAUGACCUUCCAUUAGUCCCCAAGCACAACUUUAAAAGAACAAUUGUUUCAACUGAAGAGGAGCAGGAACCAUUGAUUGGUGAUGUGAAUCAUGCAAUAGCAGAUAGCAACUGGUGUGGUGCUACUAAUGAAGAUGAAACGCAUGUUUUGCCAGCAAAUGAAAUAGAUGUUGAAAGUAACACAGCAGAUGAAUAUCGCUAUAUUCCUAAUGGUCACAUUGAAGAUUAUAAAGCAAAUAAUAAUCCAUUUCACAAUUUUAGUGUCAUUAAAGAAUAUCUACGCGAGGAAGUGGUGGUUGUUCUUACAGCACAAUUCAUUACUCUCUUCAAUCAAACUGCUUUAGAGACAAUGGUUACCCCAAUUACCCAGAAAUAUUUCAGCUUUGGAGAAUUAGAAAACAGUUUGAUGUAUUGUAUGUGUGGUGUAGAGGUAAUAAUUGGAUUUUUUAUUGUGAGGUGGCUAAGCACUAAAUUUGCAGAUCGAGUAAUCUUGGCAGUGGGUCUUAUCUUAUGCAACAUUUCUUGUAUUUGGUUGUUAAUCUUCUUGGCAAACCCAAAAGGAAGUUUUGCCAUUUUGUUAUCUGAGUUCGUGGUAGGUGUGUUUCUGCAAAUUCUGGGGUUGCCUUUUGUUGCUGUAUCUCAAGUAUCAUUGUUUUCAAAAGUUACUGCAGAGAAAACACAAGGAUUCAGUCAGGGAUUGCGUCGUUCAAUAGGUGGAAUUGCCACAAUAAUGGGCCCUAUGUGGGCAGGAGGUUUACUUAACAAUCUUUAUGUAAUGUUAGGAGUCAUGAUGGGUCUUCUGAUACUUUUAACUGUGAUGAUGGUAUUAUCAUACAGUUAUUUGGUUGAACCUGCCCCAACACUGACAUCAUCUGUGAACAGGAGAAACAGGGAUGAUGAUUGAUUAAAGUAAUUGAUAGCAGGAGAGCACAAGAUCUCUGAUAUUGCUGUGUUGACUCACCAUGUGUCACAUAAUAUGUGUAGCUGCUACCAUAUUUAAUGCGAACAUUUCUGUUCAGUCGGCUUUUUGUAUAUUUUGGUAAUUGUACAAACUGAAAAGAUGUCAUAAAGUGAUCAGGUAAACUGUAGAAAAGCAAUAUAAAAUGUGAGCACAUGUAUGUCUUCCUGUUCAUUUCAGGUCUCAGAAGAGUAUAUACUUCCCCGACUUUAUUUUUUAAAUUAUAGGCCAUGAUUUUGUGUACAUUUAUUUUGAAAUCACCGUUAAGUUAAUUGCUUUUAAGAUAAAAGCACAUUUCUCAUUGAGAUGUCAGUAUGUAGUAAUAAUAUUGUAAGACUAAAGAAAGUAAUUGUGGAUAGAUGUGGCAAUGUGAAAUCAUAUACUUUUCAGAAAUGUAUUUAAUGAAUUAUGUUUUAUAUUGAAGUUGGCAUGGCUUUGUUUGAAAAAAUACUU
Messenger RNA from Mobula hypostoma (lesser devil ray), 2056 nucleotides. RefSeq names its product major facilitator superfamily domain containing 8-like 1 (gene mfsd8l1). The transcript has 13 exons. Lineage: Eukaryota; Metazoa; Chordata; Chondrichthyes; Myliobatiformes; Myliobatidae. The record is from RefSeq and is a predicted model, not a curated record. Gene Ontology annotation, biological process: transmembrane transport. Gene Ontology annotation, molecular function: transmembrane transporter activity. Bases 68 to 1549 code for a protein of 493 amino acids.